Messenger RNA from Phoenix dactylifera (date palm), 1483 nucleotides. Its product is annotated as lipid phosphate phosphatase 2-like. Gene Ontology annotation, molecular function: phosphatidate phosphatase activity. The record is from RefSeq and is a predicted model, not a curated record. Lineage: Eukaryota; Viridiplantae; Streptophyta; Magnoliopsida; Arecales; Arecaceae. Gene Ontology annotation, biological process: phospholipid dephosphorylation; phospholipid metabolic process. Gene Ontology annotation, cellular component: membrane.
GCCAGAUGUCAUGGGGAUCGAGUCGUAACCAAAAAAUAAAUAAAUAAAUAAAUAACAGGAUCGAGUUCUGAAGUUUAAAAAUGGGGGACGGAUCCCAGCUAUUCGAACCGCUUAAGCGCCAACAAAUAAAUAUAAAUCGGGCUCCUGUCACUCCACUUCUCUCGGUAUCCUUGGGCGGUUGCUUUUGAGGUUCUUGGAGUCCGACCGACAAAGGCAUUUGAAAAACUUCGUGGAAGGAAGGACAUAAUGCCAUCUUGUUGGUUGCUGAAUUCUCGUCGAAGGGACAAUAUGGGGGAGAUUCAACUAGGUUCUCACACAGUGCAAUCUCACGGAGUCAAAGUGGCAAAAAUACAUAAGCAUGAUUGGUUUAUUGUCGUUUUUCUUAUGAUGCUGGUGGUGGCUUUGAAUAUUAUUCAUCCAUUUUAUCGUUUUGUUGGAAAAGAUAUGAUGACAGAUCUGAAAUACCCACUGAAGAGUGACACCGUGCCAGUUUGGGCUGUUCCAAUGAUUUCAGUAUUGUUGCCAAUCGCUGUUUUUGUUGCUGUCUAUUUUCGUAGGAGAGAUGUUUAUGAUCUGCAUCAUGCGAUACUAGGCCUCCUUUUCUCUGUGCUGAUAACUGGAGUUAUAACUGAUGCACUUAAGGAUGCAGUAGGGCGACCUCGUCCUGACUUUUAUUGGCGUUGUUUUCCUGAUGGAAAGGAGUUGUAUGAUCGAGUAACAGGAAAUGUUAUUUGUCAUGGAGAUAGAAAUCUCGUAAAGGAUGGACACAAAAGUUUUCCUAGUGGUCAUACUUCAUGGUCCUUUGCAGGUCUUGGUUUUCUUGCAUUAUAUUUGUCAGGAAAAAUUAAAGCAUUUGAUCAAAGGGGUCAUGUGGCAAAACUUUGCAUUGUAUUUGUUCCUCUGCUUGUUGCAUGCCUUAUUGGAAUAUCAGCAGUGGAUGACUAUCGGCAUCAUUGGCAGGAUGUUUUCGCUGGUGGCCUUCUAGGUAUUAUAGUGGCUACCUUUUGUUAUCUGCAGUUCUACCCUGCCCCCUAUCAUGCUGAUGGUUGGGGACCGUAUGCAUCCUUCCAGGUGUUGGCGGAGUCACGAGCCAAUCCAACUAAUGCAGCAAACCAGCAACCUGAAGGUAGCGACAACAAUGGAUUACCCAGAACCCAUCAGAAUAGGACAGAACCAAAUGACUUGGAGUCUGGGAGAAUGUGAAGUAACGCUCUACUCUGACAAGUAGAACUACUGAUGUUUACAGAUAGCAUCUCCAACCUGUCUCUUGUAUAUGUUCACAAGGCUAAAUGUUGGAACAAGAAGUGUUUAGUCAUGUAGUCGUGAACAAGUUAAUGAAUUCCGAUGAAUCGGUACUCAAAAAUGUUGGUACUUCCACCAACAACUUUAGGAUAUGUCAUGGUCCUAGUGUGGAACUACUGUUCAAGCCGCUGCUUCUGUAAAGAGUUCCCAAAUGAAUGAAGUGCUUGCUCUUAUGCAUAAA